Molecule: messenger RNA, 1074 nt
Organism: Paramecium tetraurelia
Lineage: Eukaryota; Ciliophora; Oligohymenophorea; Peniculida; Parameciidae
Exons: 3
Source: RefSeq, a predicted model, not a curated record
AUGAAAUUAGCCUUGGUGUUACUUGCAUUAAUCGGACUCACUUAUGGAAUUUCAUCAAAAAUCAGUCAUGCUAAGAAAUUAGAAGAACUCUAAAGAACUAAAUUAGGCUAAGCGAUUUUAAAUCUUGUCAACUUGCACUCAUAGGUCUAGGGACCGAUUUAGGAACUUGUUGAAAUGAUUGAAGAAUUAAUCCAAGACAUCAACAAUAAUAUGGAAGAUGUUUAAUACACAUUUUUAAUGCGAACCAAUGAGCACAACUCAUAUAUUGUUCAAGUUAGUUAAUAAUUAUAAGAUGCUGAUUCAGACAUUGCAAGGAUGAUGGAUGUGAUAGAUAAUUUGCUUAUGCCAAGAAAAAUUUAAAUUACUACUAGAAUUGAAUCCUUAAUUGAAAACGAUGAAUUUAAUAGAAAAAACGUAGAUGAAAUAACUUUGCUAAGAGAUUAAGAAAAUUAAGCAUACUAACAACAAAUACAAGAAGAUAAUGAAGCUAUCGAUGCAGCAGAUGAUGCCAUCAAUUUAGUAAGUUCAUUAUCCAAUCCUUCACUAUUUCAAAUCAAGAACAUUAAGUUUACUUUAAAGAGAUUGUCAUAGAAAUAAUGGAAUCGCGUUAAUUAAGGACCUAUGGUGCUGGCAUUACUCCAGAUAGCACUCAAUUAGAAUUUUGCUGAUUCAGAAAUUCUAAAAUAAAUAGUUGAUGCUUUGAAUGAAUUUAGAAAUUAAAUUGUUGAUGCUAUGAAUGAUUUAACUAAAUAAGAAUAACUUAAUUACGAAGAAUUUUUAGAAAGAUUAGAUCAAUUGGACGUUGAACACCUUGAAUUUUAAAAAUAAAUUAACUAAGCAUAAGUUGAUUUGGAUGCAACUACUUAAAAAUUAAAUGAUUGUACUUAAUUCUUGAUCCAAAGAGAAGCUGAUAGACUUCAAUAUCAAUAGCAAUUAGAUUUAGAGAAUGAAACUUAUGUUGUUGAUACUGAUAUUUAUAACUAAAAUUUUAAUCAAUUAUAAGCCGAGUUACCGAUAGCUUAAUAAGGAUUGUCACUCAUUAAAUCAGCUGAUUUUUCUGAUAUUAAAAUAUGA